GAAAGCUGUGGAGCUAGUCGGCUAAGCAGCGUCUUUUGAGCAGGACGGUGCUGCGGGAAAUCUUCUUCGAAUUAUUUCUUGCUUUGUUCAAUGAGUUUUUCAAUCAAUAUGCAUUUCCUGAAACGUGAAGUGACUCUAGAGAACCAUACUCUUGUGCUUAUGAACCCGUGUCCGUCACCGUGUUGUUAAGGAUCCGUUGUCAUCCCCUGCAAGCUGCCGCCUGAGAGUUUAACCAGUCACUGCCAGUGCUUCGGACGAAGCCAGUCUCACGCGCUCAAGAAAUACCCAAGCUUCAUCGAAGCUUCUUAGAACGACUGCUAAUUCCUUGUAACUUAGUUUCGCUGUGUAUCUAAGUCUUGUACUGAGUAUUUCAGUCAAGCUUACUUCACUGCAAUUUUUAUUGUUUUGUGCUCAUAUCAGGUUCUCAGUUAAUUCUGUUGGACUGAUUUGUGAUAAUUUUAAUCCAGUAUUGUGCCAUCAUCUUGUAUAGAAAAUUUCUAUCAAGGUGUUUCCUGGGUAGAAAUUAUUUGUUUAGGUCUAUCCAGGCUAGCGCACUUGAGCUUGUAUAGAAAGUUUCUAUCGAGUUCACUUGGUACCUUCCUCAUUAAAUCUUCAAUAGCUUAAAUUGAGCUGAAGUAUAGAGUAUUUCUAUCUUUAGUUUCUUUUUUGCUAUUGCUCCUUUUUAUCUAUCAUAAAUAGUUAUAACAUCAAUCUAUUAUCAAUUAAUAACCGGGAAUUAUUUUCAAAAAUUCAUUUCACGUAGAGAACAUAGCCUCAAAGUCUAGUGAAACAAAGCUUAUUUCCAUUAAAAACUUAACAACUUUUCUUUGCAAGUUUACUGGGUUAGAUAGGAUUUUUUGUAUCUAGAAUAUAUUUUGAGAAAAUUUUUGAUUAAUACUAUAAGCUUUGAAUUUUCAUAAACGUCAAGUACAGGUUCAGGGAUUUUCACCGAAUAUUGUGGGUGAACCUUGGGCCAACGUGUGAUUUGUUCUGUAACAUUACCAUUUUAUCAAUCAAUAAGAUGGUGGCUCCUUCUAUACUAAAUCGACCGACUCGUGUGUUUGCUCGCCUCACCUUUACUGGCGAGGAAAAGAAUUCGCCCCCAGUUUGCUGUGAUCUUUCUAGGGUGGCUUCUAUUGUACCUGCUAAUCCUUUACCGGUCAACUUGAACUCUGGAGACAACAGUAGGGCUCCUCCUGUUCACGCCAUGCAGUGCAUUACCAAGGACGAGAAGCUUUCUGUAUUGUGCAAUGACAAUCAGAAAAUUUCAAUUCCUCAUAAUGCAGCAGACAAUUCAAACUUCAACAAGGAUACCGAUGAUCCCAAGGAUGAGGAUAAGAAUUCUAACGCCUCGCCCAAAAAACCGGCCACUCCAGUGCAGGCACGCCGUAAGAGAGCUCGUGAAGAUGAUGCCGAGAUUGUGUCCCAAUCUCCAAUAAUGAUUUCAUCUGUUACUCCCGCUGCCGCAGAGUCUCCUAACCGGAACGAGAUGCAUCAUAUUGAUGCUCUUGUCAGCGAAAACGAGAUUCUCAAGCAGGAGAAUAGAAUUCUCAACCAGAAAGUGCUAGCUUUCCAGCGUAUCUUGAGCACCGAGCCAAAUUUUGAGCAUGCGAGGAAGAAAAUUAAAGCUCUUGAACUCACGGUCUUGGCUUAGAGGCCUUCUAAGGAAUUUUUUGUUGACUUUUCCACGAUUGGCCAUCUUCUUAACUGUUCCAUUAAGUAACCUUGUUGACCAGAAUAUUUUCCGUGAUGGUCAUUUGGCGUCUUCCUGGGAGCCUGAAUUUGUCCAAAUUUUUUAGGUCUACAAAUAUGUUUCUGUUAGCUUGAUUUAAUAAUAUUAUUUUCAUUAAAUUUGCAAAAAAGCUCGUUUGCUGUUAUUUUUUACGUUCAGAGAUUUGCUUGUACACAUGCCAACAUGUUAUUUUUCGAUCUAUUAGUUAUUAUUAUUUGUUGAUUAAGAGUUCAUGUAGAUUUAAAAUUUUUAUCGAUUAGAACAACGGCAUUUUCCGAAUUAAAAUGUGAACCCUUAAAGUAUAUCCUUUUGUACUGAGACUGUUCAUCUGCCUAUAAGAACAUUGAUCAAUUGAAAUGCGUUACAAUUCUUGGGGUUGUCCUGUUGGGGUAGCCACCAUUAACCUCAAAAUUGCCACGUUUAUCUUUAUAUAGCAAAUUGAGCCUUCAUAUUUUGUUUGAAAAUUAUUUACCAGUAUGAUUGGUUGUUCUUGUGUAAAUUAAUCCCAAUACGUUGGGUAUUAUUUUUUUAGAAUUAAACUAAUCAUUUUCGAUUGAAAUUGCAUCAGGCAAUUAUUUUGUUUACUGUUAUUUAUGAGUGACCUUCAUGCGACGUUUAGCUGUAAAAUCACCCGUUCGUAUUCAAUAAUUUCAGUUGAUAAUAAGAUUAAUAACGUUUGUUAACGUUGAUCAGGGAUUCGAGUUUAUUUUGCUUAUUGAUCAGGAACUGCUAAAUGAAAAUUAAUCUUGGGGAAGUCGAGAAAUUUUGUGCUGUUUCUGUGAGAUAAACUUGCAUUUAAGAUAAACGCCUUCAUAACUUUCGGGAAUUAUGUCUAUGACAUAAUUUAAACUUUGCUGUACUAUGAACAGAAAAGUAUGUAUGGCCUCAAUCCUCAUGCUGGUCAAACCUUUACUAAGUAUUCUAAUAAUGACAACACAUCCGAUGUUCGUCAACUACUUAAUUGUAGAGCUCAGAUUUUUUCAUGCCAUGAAAGCGUAAUUAAAAUUUAUGAAGUAUAGGCUGCGUUGCGAUGGAUUUUAAAAUUUUGUGUUGGUUAUGAGCAUUGAAAUUGAAUGUUACAUUUCCAUUGAUCUUCAAUUUGCUUUAUAAGUAGAAUUUUACUUUUAUUUGAGAAAAUUGGACAGUAAAAAUGCACGUUUCGUAAUAAAAUUCAUCAGUU
Molecule: messenger RNA, 2912 nt
Organism: Hyalella azteca
Lineage: Eukaryota; Metazoa; Arthropoda; Malacostraca; Amphipoda; Hyalellidae
Exons: 2
Coding region: 1022-1654 (210 amino acids)
Source: RefSeq, a predicted model, not a curated record